Molecule: messenger RNA, 213 nt
Organism: Suillus subalutaceus
Lineage: Eukaryota; Fungi; Basidiomycota; Agaricomycetes; Boletales; Suillaceae
Exons: 1
Source: RefSeq, a predicted model, not a curated record
CUACAUUCAGGUUCAACUUCCCAGCGGUUGGGGAGAAUACCACUGGUCAUAGGUAUGCUGGUAAUGAUUGGACAGAACUUUGACAUCAGCGCAGGCAUUGUGAAUGGCUGCAUAGGCAAUUUACAUAGUAUUCGCUAUUCAGUGGACGUAAAUGGUCAGCGCCACGCUAUGUCAUGUGUGGUACAUACCCCAUCUACUCAGGUGCAUCAGUAA